Molecule: messenger RNA, 1584 nt
Organism: Fusarium sp. VM40
Lineage: Eukaryota; Fungi; Ascomycota; Sordariomycetes; Hypocreales; Nectriaceae
Source: the annotation of a GenBank genome assembly
AUGGCAGUGAACAUCACAUCCGACUCCAAUGGCCUGCUAGGCUCAUUGGCCAAUGAUCUCAGACGCUCACCGGGCAGCUACUUUAUUGGUUUGGGUGUAAUCCUCAUCGCCAUUGUGCUGCGCAAGCUCUCAUUUCCAUCGCUUGAUGAGCGCGAACCGCCAUUGCUCCAGCCUCGAAUCCCCGUCAUUGGACACCUUAUAGGGCUUCUGAAAUAUCAGAAUACUUACAUGAAAAUGCUAUACGACCGCUCCCGCCGACAGAUCGCCACUCUACCUAUUCUUGGCGGAAAGCUCUAUGUUAUCUUCGAUCCUACUAUCGUCCAGUCGGCCUAUAGAAAGAAGACACUUUCAUUUGAACCAUAUGCUGCGGAGUUCGCACAGCGAGAACUCCUUCUCACCAAUGAGACUUCCGACAAACUCAAGACAACAAGUCUUGUGCCCGAUUUCUUCUCUGUCAUUCAUCCGGCUAUGACGGGAGACCAUCUUCAUCGGAUGAACGCCAACGCUCUCAAUUGUAUCGCAGAUGACAUCAACAACAUUGGCGACUCUGGUGACUUGGAACACCCGAACCUGUGGCUCUGGCUUCGUGAUUGUAUUACCAUGGCGACAUCGGAAGCCUUGUACGGUCCGGAGAAUCCUUUGAGAGAAGAUCCUAGCUUGGCAACCGAUCUCUGGACGUUCGAGAGCGGUCUCAAUAUGCUCCUAAUUAACAUCUUCCCAUCCAUCACUGCUCCGAAGGCGCAUCAAGCGAGAGCAAGGCUCCAAGCGGCCUUAGGAAAAUACUACGGCGCCCGCAAGUAUGAACACGAGGCUGCAGCCCAGAUCGUGAAAAGUCGUGCAGGAGCGUUCGCAAAGCACAACGUUCCAUACGAAGAGAUCGGCCAUAUCGAGCUCGCGCUGCUCCAGGUCGGAACAGCAAACACCAUUCCUACGUUAUACUGGUUCUUCUUUCACAUCUUCCACCGGCCUGAACUCGUUGAGCGUCUGAGAGAGGAAGUUCUUCCUGUUGUGCAGACUGAUGGCGAUGCCAAAGGUGUCGUUGACGUCACCAUCUUGGACCAGAAGUGCCCUCUGCUAGUCAGCUGCUACCGCGAGGCUAUUCGUCUAAGUAAUCAAGCGGCCGGUAACCGAAGAGUACUCGAAGAUACGACGGUGACAGACAGCAAUGGCAAAUCCUACCUCCUGAAAAGGGGCGAAAACGUACAGAUGUCUGCUCUCGUGGGUCACACCCUCGACGUAUGGGGCGAGAACAUCUCCGAGUUCAAACCAGACAGGUUCUUGGAAAGCGGCAUGAAAGAGAACAGCGAGGCGGAGAAGGCAAAACGAGCGGCGUAUAUCCCAUUCGGUGGAGGUCGAAAUCUGUGUCCUGGACGCAACUUUGCGUUCGCAGAGAACUUGGGCCUGGUGACAUGCUUACUGGCCGGGUUUGAUGUGAUGUUGACUGGCCAACCUGGAAUUCCUGCUGGGAGGGACUGCGACUUUUCGCAGGCUGCGUUCAAGCCCAAGAAUAACGGGGAGGGGUUUGGUGUGAAGAUACAGAGGAAGAAGGGGUGGGAGAAGACUCAAUGGUCUUUUGUGUCGUAG